Apis florea (little honeybee) is the source of this 2186-nucleotide messenger RNA. Its product is annotated as adenylate cyclase type 10-like. Gene Ontology annotation, molecular function: adenylate cyclase activity. NCBI's taxonomy places the organism in Eukaryota, Metazoa, Arthropoda, Insecta, Hymenoptera, Apidae. The record is from RefSeq and is a predicted model, not a curated record. Gene Ontology annotation, biological process: intracellular signal transduction; cyclic nucleotide biosynthetic process. Gene Ontology annotation, cellular component: cytoplasm.
UUUCGUUUCGUAGCAAGAAUUUCCGUAGUGGACGCAUUGCGAAGACGUAUCGGAAUAUAUCUGAGAAGUUACAUGGUGGCAGCGGUGUUAACGCAGGUUUAGCAUUCUGUGGAAUAAUUGGUCAUAUCGUUAGAAGGCAAUUCAUGGUUUUUGGUCACUGUGUCGACAUGGCUGUUCUUUGAUGAUGAUUUCGUACGACAGGAUAUUUUGCGACUACAACGUUGUUUUAAAAAGUACUUUGAAAAAAGAGAGAUUUCGCCGCCAAGGUAUAAGGACGUUGAGAAAAAUUGGAAAAUACCAAAUUUAUGAGAUCUUAGAUGAGCCGUUAACAACCGAGGUAUUGACGAGCUUGGAAUAUAAAUAUCCUCUUCUCGGUCGGUACAACGAGAUAGAAUUCUUUAAAGAUCUUUUAGACGAGAUAGGACUAUCCGAACGACCUUAUUCCGGGCUGGUUAUCGAGGGUAAUGAAAGAUCUGGUAAAUCGAGGAUCCUUGAUGCUUAUUCCACGAUUGUUAAAAGCAGACAAAUAAAAUUGAUUCAACUUCCUUUGCAUCCAUCUUUCGCGGAGAAAUCUUAUUCUGUGCUGUAUCAUAUACUUCUUCAGAUGUUCGAUGCUGAAACUUGUAUUACUAUAAACGAUCGUGAAAAAGUUUUAAUAAAAUAUCUGUCCGAAAUAGUGGAACCUGAAGAUUUAUGUUACCUGAACUAUGUUAUGAGGGUACAAUUUCCUCAAACAAGUACUUUUCGUGAAGAGACCGAUUGGCAACGUUACAAAAAGAUGAUCGAUAUCUUUGAGAAAAUAAUAAACGAGAUUGUUGGUUAUGUGUGCAUCCUUUUAGAUGAUGUGCAGUAUAUGGAUCUGUUUUCCUGGCAAUUUUUAUCCUCUAUUUUGAGUAAUAAACACAUAGUUGUAGCUAUGACGAUGCUGGAACCCGUUUCGUGGGAUGUUUUAACCCAAAUCGAAACCGGGAUUAGCCAAGAGAAAAGGUUAAAGAUUAAGUCGUUGAAUUCUUUAAACGGUGAAUAUUUGACAGCAUUUGCCUGCCAAUUUUUAAACGUUAUCGGAAUUCCUGAAACCCUGGAAAGAAUCCUUAGCCAACAUAGUAAAAAUGGGAUUGGUUGGUGCGAAGCGUUCUUAAUAUCAAUUUUGCAAGUAAAAGCGUUAGAAAUUAUCUCGAUAUCUCCAAAGGAAGUAAAAAAAUAUAAUCUCGUUUUCCCAAAUCCAUCGUACUUAUCAAAAAUUCCCGUGUAUUUAACGCCCGAGGAAUUGGCACCACCGUUACAAUGGAUGCAAAUGACCACGUUGAACGUGUGCGUGCCGUCAAGAAAAUCGAAAAGUAUCGUCGAAGUUAACCGAGAUGUUAUAGGCUUGAGAAUCGAUAUAUAUAACAGAAUGAACUCGUAUGAGCAAGAUUUUAUCAAGUGUGCCGCAGCAUUGGGUAAUAUUUUUCAUCGCAGUGUGUUAAGUAACGUGAUAAGUAAUUCUACACCUCUAUACACGUCGAAAGCCGUGGCAGAAAUGAUAAGGUUAAGGAUCUUGGAGUGUGCCAUGAUCCAAAGGAAAUAUUUUACGAGUAUGACGGUAUAUCACGCGUUUAAAAAGCGUAAAACUUUCAGCAACAUGCACCAUUUGGUGUAUUGCAAUUGUAUUCGGAUCCGUUAGUUGUCUCGAAACGCGGCAUAAUUUUUAAUCGACGUGAAUUUUGAGAAUACUAUUUUUUCAUUACAGGGCCAAUAAUAAAAGAAACGUUGCCGAUGUAUGCCGACUGCAGGAUGUUAGAAUUUACGAUACCUUCUUAUCGUAAAUUUUUUUAUGAUAUUCUCUCUUUACAGGAGAAAAACGAAUAUCAUAUAAAAGCUAUAAACAUUCUUGAACAAAAUGCUAAAAAAUGUAGCAGUUGUGGAAGAAGUCCAUUUUUAAUGCCAUUGAUAGAGAAAGAAGAGAAAUUAGAAGAAAAUAUGUAUAAAAACUAUGUGCAUAAAAUUCCGGAAAGAUUUGAACGUAGACGAAGUAUCUUCGUAACGAAGGAAACUGACAUCCGUAAAGAGAAACAGGAUCGCUUAACUUCCAUUCUACCGACGAUAUUUACCGACGAUAACAGUAAAGAUAAAAUUAUUCAAUCUUGAUAUAAUAAAUCAGAAAUCUCUUCUUCAUGUGUAUUUAAAUACACGUAUUAGAUGUAUAG